AUGGGGUGCUGGGCCAAGUUGAAGUCAUCUGGAUGGGCUUACCCCACAGCCAUCCUGUCACUCUACGGAUUUUUUGCAAACUGUAGGGUUGCAGAACCUUUCCUGACACCAUACCUUAUUGGACCACGCAAGAACAUUUCUGAAGAAGUGGUAACCAACUACCUGUUUCCUAUCUGGACGUAUUCCUACCUGGCCUUUCUUUUCCCCGUCUUCCUCCUGACUGACUUCCUGAGGUACAAACCACUUAUUAUAGUACAGGGGUUCUUUCUCAUCACCAACUAUAUCCUACUGUGCUUUGUCCCAGGUCUUCCUGCUAUGACUUUCCUUCAGGUCAACUAUGCUGUAGUGACUUCCACGGAGGUUGCCUACUUUUCCUAUAUUUACAGUGUAAUUCCAGUAGAGAAUUACCAAAGAGCUACUGGUUACCUGCGCAGUGCAAUGUUGGCUGGAUAUACAUUUGGCGCCACCCUUGGCCAAAUGCUUGUCUCCCUUGCUGGCCUGGACUACUUCUAUAUCAAUACUAUUACCCUGGGAAUUGUGAGCGUGGCAUUUCUCGUCUCAUUCUGGUUGCCCAUGCCCCAGACAAGCAUGUUCUUCGAAGGGAAGAAGGCUGCAGCUGUAGACUGCCAGCAAGAGGGGCCACAGGGAGAGAAGGAGUCAGUGACGGAUAAGGAUGGAGAAGGCUCGGGGAAAGGGAAGAUGGAAUAUAAUGGCAGUGCUGGCUACUGCAGCAGAGAAAAUGUGGCCGCUGCAGUUCAUCUGCUUUGGCAAAGCUUCAGGGAGUCCUACUCUUCCAGACAUUUAAUCUACUGGUCCCUGUGGUGGGCUCUGGCCACAGCUGGCUACGUGCAGGUCUUCAACUACAUCCAACUUAUGUGGGACCAUAUAGAGCCAUCUGCCACAUCAUCCAUCUACAACGGAGGAGUAGAGGCUGCAUGCUCUCUUGUAGGUGCUGCAGCAGCCUUCUCUGUGGGCUACAUCAAGGUGACCUGGGUUGUGUGGGGAGAGCUGGCUUUGGGGAUGUUCUCAGCUGUAGGGUCAGGCGCUGUGUUUCUGAUGGCGUUCACGAGCAGCAUCUGGUUAUGCUACGUCGGUUAUGCCAUAUUUAAAUCCUGUUACAUGCUCCUCAUCACCAUCACAACAUUUCAGAUCGCCUCUAACCUCUCCAUGGAGUGCUAUGCUCUGACUUUUGGGAUCAACACUUUUGUAGCCCUCUCACUGCAGACCAUCAUUACAGUCACAGUUGUUGAUGAAGCUGCACUGGGGCUGGACAUCGUGACGCAGUUCAUCAUCUACGGCAGCUACUAUGCUGUCAUAUCGCUGCUCUUUUUGAUCCGAGGAACCUACAUCGCCUGCGUAAACAAUCCCUGUCCGCAGCACACGGAAGCCAAGGAACCUGAGUGUGUCGAGGAGGUGAUUGCUGCAGAGCGUCUCUGA
Molecule: messenger RNA, 1437 nt
Organism: Neolamprologus brichardi
Lineage: Eukaryota; Metazoa; Chordata; Actinopteri; Cichliformes; Cichlidae
Gene: slc19a3b
Product: solute carrier family 19 member 3b
Biological process (GO): transmembrane transport; vitamin transport
Cellular component (GO): plasma membrane
Molecular function (GO): vitamin transmembrane transporter activity
Source: RefSeq, a predicted model, not a curated record